Molecule: messenger RNA, 1308 nt
Organism: Neogale vison (American mink)
Lineage: Eukaryota; Metazoa; Chordata; Mammalia; Carnivora; Mustelidae
Gene: RBM48
Product: RNA binding motif protein 48
Exons: 5
Coding region: 46-1149 (367 amino acids)
Cellular component (GO): nucleoplasm
Molecular function (GO): nucleic acid binding
Source: RefSeq, a predicted model, not a curated record
GGCGAGACGGAUGUUGUCGUUUUUGCGAGGGCCGGAAUAGGCAAGAUGGCGUCGAGUGGCAGCGAACUUGGAGGUGUAUUUGAUCACCACGUUCAGAGGGCUGUAUGCGACACGCGGGCCAAGUAUCGGGAGGGGCGGCGGCCUCGUGCUGUCAGGGUAUAUACAAUCAAUUUGGAAUCUCAGUACUUGUUAAUACAAGGAGUUCCUGCAGUGGGAGCAAUGAAGGAAUUAGUUGAGCGAUUUGCUCUAUAUGGUGCAAUUGAACAGUAUAAUCCUCUAGAUGAAUACCCAGCGGAAGACUUUACAGAAGUUUAUCUUAUUAAAUUUAUGAACUUACAAAGUGCAAGGACAGCCAAGAGAAAAAUGGAUGAACAGAGUUUCUUUGGUGGAUUGCUUCAUGUGUGCUAUGCUCCAGAAUUUGAAACAGUUGAAGAAACUAGAAAAAAAUUACAGGAGAGAAAGGCUUAUAUAUCAAGAACUACUAAAAAUAAAGAUCAUUACAUGACGAAGAAGAAACUGGUUACAGAGCUUAAAGACAAAAAAGAUUUUAGACAGGACUUCCAUUCAAGGACAUCUGGACCUUGUGCAGCCACACUGAACACUUCUACUGGCAACUCCGAUCUUUGUCUUCCUUAUUCUUGUGAAUUGCCUUUAUGUUAUUUUUCCUCAAAAUGUGCGUGUUCGUCAGGGGAACAUAUGGGCUGGGCAUCGGACUCCUCUCGGGGUGGUAGAAACUGUGCUGGAACAGUGGAGCAUUGUAUGCACAAUGACUCUUCACAGAAGAUACAAAUGAAACCUUUUAAAAAUUCGUUGGCCUGCCCUGGUGCACAGAAGGCUACUACUUCUUCAGAGGCAGUUGACAGAUUUAUGCCUAGGACAACACAGCUGCAGGAGCGGAAAAGAAGAAGAGAAGAUGAUCGUAAAGUUGGAACUUUUCUCGGAACAAGCACGAGUAGUAAUGAGGUUAUGAUUGGGCCUCUGUUACCUCACAUACCUAAAGUGGACAUGCAUGACGACUCGUUGAAUACAACAGCGAAUUUAAUUCGGAAUAAACUUCAAGAGGUCAUUUCAUCUGUGCCCAAACCUCCAGAAGACAAGCUGGAAGAUGUGUGUACAAGUCGUUCAUUAAAGCAAAGAAGAAGAAUAUAGACUGCUGGCAGCCAAUUAUGUUUCUGUGGGACUAUUAACUUUUUACUUUUGGCCUGUCACUUUAAUUGUUGAAAAGAUUGUACUGCUAGUAUUUUUUAAUGCACUUCUCUUUAUAAUAUCAUUCAAGCUACUUAUCUAAUAAAAUUUCAUCUUUUAAAA